Molecule: messenger RNA, 1720 nt
Organism: Benincasa hispida (wax gourd)
Lineage: Eukaryota; Viridiplantae; Streptophyta; Magnoliopsida; Cucurbitales; Cucurbitaceae
Source: RefSeq, a predicted model, not a curated record
UUAAACAUGUGUAUUUUAUAAGACUUUAGUUAUUACUUAUGCAUUGUAGAUAAAUUUAAGUAUUUUAAAUUAAUAAGGGAAAUAAAACAAUGACCCGACAAAAUUACCCAACUCAACUCAAAUUUUAAAUGUUGGGUUAGAGAUACUAUUCACUUAUUUCAAGUAGUCAACCCAACCAAUCCAAAUUUUCGGGUUGAUUCAAAAAACUCUCUCAACCAAACCCAUGUAUGCCGCUACCUUUAGUUCAUUUUGGUCUAUAUACUAUACUUUUAAAAUGGUCAUUUGACCCCUCACUUCGGUUCAUUUUAAUCUCGCAAUUUUGAAAAUGAUCAUAACGAUCCCUAAUUUUCUACUUUGAUUCAUUUCUCGUCCCUUCGUUUGAACCAAAGUUAAAAAUACAUGCACCAUAGCGAACCAAAAAGAAAGAUAGUUCGUAUUUAAACCUAAUUUAAUUAUAUAUAAAUAGGGGGAUAAAAAAUAGCAUCUAGAAAAAUUGUCCCAUCAGGAGAACAUAGUCCGCCACUGCAUUUAAAAUCUCUUUCUCCGUCUGCCCUUCUAGAAGGCCAGCAUUAACACCACCAAUAAAAUACUCUUCACUUUCCUAUCUAUAAAAAAAAACCCAAGCAAAUUUAAAUUUUAUUUAAAACCUAUGAAUUUCAAUUAUUUUUCCUCCAUAAUCUUCAAUGAUUUUUCUUUCUAGUUUUCAUCUUCUAUCUUCAAUUUCAAAUUCUUGAUCACCUAUCAGUUUCAAUUUGCAUUCGAAUUAGCAGAAAUUACGAACUCAGAAAUGAUUGUAGCUAAAGAAUCUUACAACAGAGAAGAAGAUACCUCCAUCAUCACUGAAGAUCCAUAUCAACAUGAUGAAGAAGAAGCUGUGGAAACGCUCUCUCUGUGCGACCUUCCAAUUUACAGCGAUGAAUCAAAUUGCGAUGAUUACUCCAAGCCGGAUGAUGAUCAGAGCGCUUCGUUUGAUAAUGAAGAUACGUUCUUCGAGUUUUUCAGCGACGAUUUCUCUGUUUCUAAUUCAACUUAUUCAGGAUCUGAUAACAUAAUCUUCUGCGGGAAAUUGAUUCCCUACAAACAGCCAAACGAUUCACAAAACAAAGGAAGAAUUACAUCAGAGAAAAUUUCAGAAAAGAAUUGCCUAAUUCAAACGAAAUCUCACUCGUUCAACGGUAAGAAAUCGUCUGUAAUUGAUAGUCGUGAGAUCGGUUAUACGAGAACGACGAGAGGAGGAAUUAAAAGCUUCGAUCCAUUUUCGAUUUCAUUGCCGAAGAAUCCAGAGUAUGUAAAACGGAAGAGAAGGUGGAAAUUGGAGAAAUGUGAGUUACCGGAGGAGAGAGCGAUGAUACUGCAACCGUCGCCGGCGAAAUCGCGUUGGUUCGUGUUUCUGUUUGGUAGUGCGAGGUUUCCGAAGGAGAUGGAACUGAGUGAGAUGAGGACGAGGCAACGGCGGAGUAGUCGGACGGCGAUGUUCCGGCCGUCGGAGGAGAGGAAAGUGGCCGCAGGAAGAAGCAAUGGGAAGAAGACGACGGUUCAAGCGCUAUGGAAGAAAAUUCUUAGGGCUAUGGUAAUAGGGUGUAGUAGCAGCAGCGAUCAAAACGGCGCCGUAAAAGCGUCCUUCAGGCCCAUUUCAGUCGUGUGAGUUUGGAACGUAGAAAGUUGGUUUUGUUAUUUGUGGAUUUUUACAUGAGGAUGGUCGUAUAUUAUUUUGGAAUAA